UUGUGUGGAACUGGGAUAGUUCUGACGGGCGGCGCGUUCUCUUCCCAAGAGACAUGCAUUACGCGCAUCGGUUGGCCGCAUUUCCAGCAUUUCUCUUGGGAAUAGCGAGUUUGCACUACACUGUAGUGCCUUCGUUAGCUCAGCUUCGUGAUUACGCCUCCUGAUGUAUCGGAACUGCGUCUCGAAGCGUCCACGGGAGACGCUUGCGGACAUUUUCUCUGCGGGACCGUCGACGGCUGUUCAGACGGGGAUAGGAGUGGUUGCUGUACGGCGUGAAAGGAAAUUGUACCGAUGCCCUCCACUUUCGAGCUGUGCCCGGAAAAGCGUGCUCGCCGGCUCCUGCUGCGUCGGCGGAAGCUGAUCGCCGACGAAGCCUGGAUCCCCGAGUGCGACGACCGCGGGGCUUACGCCGCCCGACAGUGCAAGAGCCACAAGUGUGUCUGCGUAGACCAAGAAGGCAAGACAAUAUUCGGUCAAGCAGAGCUGCAUGAAUCCGACAACAUGACGUGUGGUUGCUCCAGGCAGACGACGGCGGAGCGCCGUCAGGGCCGGGCCGACGGGAUGGCGGCGCCGCAAGUGCACUGCGACUCGCGCGGCGACUUCCAACGACUGCAGUGCCAAGGCGAGCUGUGCUACAGCGCCAGACGGGACACUGGCGAGCCAACGGGGCCGGUCGUUCUCAUAGAUCACAUGGCGUUGCUGCCCUGCUAUGACGCCAAGCGGCAUGCCGAAGGCUACCUGACCGUUUGCGAGAGAGAGUUGGUUCGUGCACGUUCCCUGGUCUACCACUUCAGCCGCAAGGGUCAGACGCUGUUGGGCGUGGAAGGAGUGGCCUGCGACCUGGAUGGCACUUUCUCCCGCAUCCAGUGCGGACAGCACGAAAGAUGCGUCUGCACCGACAGAGACGGUGUCUCCUUGAGGAGCUACUCCCUGGAGCACAUGGGAAUGCAAGGUCGCCAGUACAGCAUGGACUGUGACUGCGCCAGGGACGAAUACGACCGCACGCGACGGUAUACUAACCUGCCGAAGCUGUCGUGCGACCAGUUCGGCAGCUUCCGGCGGGUCCAGCACCCGGCGCCAGACCACUGCCUCUGCGUCGAGCCGGACGGAAGUUCAUUCCGGAGUUGCCCCGACCUCGGUCCCUUCUGGUCUCUCAAACAGGCUUCCGAGACGCACGGCUCCUUCGAAGAAGCGCUCGCGCUGGUCGCGUGCUCCGAGUCCGACGCAGACAUCUACUGCGCGCAGCCGGAGUUCUGGGCGGAGGCCGUGUGUCGGUGGAGACUGCAGAGCAAGAACACCACGCAGUAAAGGGGCAUUGAAGACAAAAA
Dermacentor silvarum is the source of this 1328-nucleotide messenger RNA. Its product is annotated as equistatin-like. The transcript has 7 exons. The coding region runs from base 292 to 1308 and encodes 338 amino acids. NCBI's taxonomy places the organism in Eukaryota, Metazoa, Arthropoda, Arachnida, Ixodida, Ixodidae. Gene Ontology annotation, cellular component: basement membrane. The record is from RefSeq and is a predicted model, not a curated record. Gene Ontology annotation, biological process: cell-matrix adhesion.